GUGUCCUUUGGGGAAGGGGGAGGGGAGAAGGGUGAAAGAAUUACUUCCAGGGCACAUCAACUCGUUUCCUCAUCACCCUAACCGCCUCUCCAGCACCACUUCCCAGCCCCUCCACAGGCUGCCAACGGUCCCACCGCCGAGCCCGCAGGGUGAACGUGUUUGUGCACAGCGCCAGACUUCUUCUGUGAGGAUCCUAUAAAGCAAACAGAAACUGGACAAGAAUAGAUGAUAGAGAAACAGAAGGUCUGAAGAUGGAUGAGCCCUGUAGACCAUGCAGGAAAAGCCCUCACAUGCACAGCAGCAGCCACCACUCCCCUGCAUGUUUCUGGCUACCACACACCUAAUCAGUCCUGAUUAGAUGCACUGUGAGGGACGAGGAAGCCAGAAGUUUCCUUUGAGAAGUUCUGAUGACAGGACAGAAGAAAGCAAUGGGCUCCCUUAAAUAAAGCCUUCAUCAGGCUCUGGGAAGAAACAUGUGGCUCUGUUUAUGGCAGGGUAUACCAGUGUUCUGCUCUCCAACUGAUCUUGCAGUGUCAUCUUGAUUUACCUCCUUCCUUUAGCACGCUUUACUUCACAGCUAUUACUUUAACACCGUCAGCUUCAUAUAGACGCACGCUCAAGCUCCUCUAUGGGCGGUUUACAUUAGUGGAGAUGGGUGAUAAACAGCUUAGGAGGGAUGGCGGGGAACCACCAGGACAUCAUUGUCCCAUCCAGCUACACAGAAAUGGCUGAGCAUGAUUUUCUCACCCAGUUUUGUUUGAGGUGAGCAUUUUUAUUAAUUAUAAUUGCAUACUUCAUUUAGGUAGUAUGCUUUAAAGAGCUUGGGUCUCGGGGUGUAGUUAAAUUGAGCUUUUUUGAUUUAUAUCAAAGAAGAACUUAACUGGAAAAAGUUGCCCUUUUUUACUGAUGUUUUAGACUUAGUAUGCUUCUCACAAGUAUGCUUAAAAAUCAAUGAAAUGAGAGCUCCAAUGUUACAACAUUGGUUUCCGACUGAAAGCUAGACAGAGACGAUACAUCUGUAUGAUGUAACCACUGAGCAUCUGGUGUGUGAUAAUUUCUGGGCAGCACAGAGCAGAAGUUCUCUGCGAUGAGGUGGGGUGUCAAGUCACAGAGAGCAAACAUCAGAGUUCUGCAGGAGGUUGAUAAGGUAGAUGGGUGGAGCUGCAGAGCUGUCCAGUUACACAGUCAUCAGUUACAUCAUGAAGGCACUCUGCCCCAAAAAUUAUUUUAAAAAAGAGUUUUAAAUUAAUAGUUAAUGAAAAUACUCAGUCAUGAAACGAUUUAUUUUUUUGCUUUAUAUGCAAAAACAGGACAAAAACAGAACACUUAUUGAACAGAAUAAGUGUAUCUGAUAAUGUGCUUGAGGGAGUGUUUGUAGGUGUGCACAGUUUAAGUAAGCCCAGAGGUAAAAAAUUUGUGAAAGAGAAUGAAAAAAUAAGAAAGGCAAGAUCAGUAACUAUAUAAAUAAACAUAUCUAUGUAUAUGUAUAUAUAUACAUAUACAUAUAGAUAGAUAGAUAGAUAGAUAGAUAGAUAGAUAGAUAGAUAUAGAUAUAUAUAUGCUACUGUGCUACUAUAACUUCUAUAGUAGCACAGUACUAUUACCCUAUUACUACUUUUUUAGUUUUUUAGUGUUUUAGUUCAGCUUCAUUUCAAGAGGGGCUUUUAGCAUUUACAGUUUUAAAGGUUUAAAAUAUAUUGUUUCAAAUGUUGAUUUUUGUUUAGUUGUUGUUAGUUUCUUGACUAUCAGUGUCAGCGCUUGUUAUGACAGUAGUGGUAUUUUUAAGCCUUUAUGACGUAAAGUACAGACACGUCUCAAACAUGCACUAAAGCCUUCUUUUGUGCUAACAAAUUCAAUCAAACUGACAAAGAUAUUUCUCAUGUGUUUUAAUUUUACCCUAACCCCUAACCCUAAUCCUUUUUGUUUGUUUUGGCAUGUCCACAUUUAAAUUUAAAUAAAUCUUUCAAGUGAGAAAUAUUUCUUACCAUUAAUAGCUUUAAUGCUGCAAACUUUAGAAUAGACUUUAAAGAGAUAGUUUGGCUUUUUCCAAUUUCAUUAAUAAGAUAAAUCUCCUAACAUCAGUUUUGAUACUUUGUGUGUUGCUUUUGUUACAUCCAGUCUAUGUGUAGCUACAGCAGAUUACUGAGAGGAACCAACAGACCAAAAUAAAAUAAGAUAAAACACACACAAAGCUUAACAUCCCUAAAUACAACCUUGAAGGUGAAACAGGUUUCUCUUAAUUUUUCUCUGUAUCACUAAAGCAAACUGCUUCUAAUAGAUGGACCUACAGCAGCUGGAAACUAAAGAAAAUUAACAGUAAACAGUUAUUAAAUUUGACCCAUUUUCUACUACUUUUAAAUUUAAAUAAAUCUUGAAAACCAGAAUGAGAUCGUAGGUGAAGUCAAAAGUAAAACUAAAUAUGAAAAUCUGGUUAAAAUGCAGGUAAGUUAAGUUUAAAAAAAAAUGUUUUUUUAAAUCAGAGGUUUGGAGCAAUCUUUAAUACUUGAAAUGACUCUUAAAAGUUAAAUCUUUAUAAUCAAAAUUACUUUAAAAUUACUUUGUUUCCAGAACUUGUCAGGCUUGCAGUUUUCACAGCAGACAAGUCCUCUUACAGCAUGGAUUUCAUUGGUUUUUCCAAGUAAUUUUUCUUGUCUUGAGCAACAUUGGAGUAGUCCAUCACAGUAAAAUUUCUCUCAGCUUGCUGAUACUAAGCUCUCUUGUAGCAUCACCUGCAGGAUUUCCAUUUCCUCUAUAAUAGUUCCACUGUGUAGGUUCAGUUAAACUCUUUUCCACAUCCCCUGUUUAGUCGAACUCUAUAUCUUCUCCAAAGUUUAACUUGGCUCUCUUCUAUGUCAAGGUGUGUCAAGAUAUAUUUACUAUGUCUAGCUACAAUAAGGGCACCUAGCCAUUCCAGGCUGAGUAGGGUAAAGUUUUUUAGGUGCAUCUGUUGUUUUAAAUGUUUUCCAAGUUCAUUACCAGUUUUACUUCAUGCCUUUAUCGCAGAGGAAUGGGUUGGAAAAACUCUUUCUCAGGUUUAGGCAUUAACUUUUGCAUCUUAAAACUCACUGAAGAAAGAAAAUAGGAGGACUGUUUCUCUUCUGUUUGUUCACAGAGUAUUCACCAGGACAAAAAACAUACCCCAGAUAGUUCAUGGACAACUGGUGUGUGUAACGCGAUGCCUUUGAGGAGGUGUGUUUGUUUUCUUCACCUCCAUAGUUACAACAUGGAGUUUUAUUAUAUUUAAAAACACAUAAACAAAAAAAAAAGCUUUUAUUAUUGACACUCUUUUCUUCUACGUGGACAAAUUUGUCAGAAAAACCUGUUUAACAUGUGACGGCUCUGCAUGCUAGAUCUGUAAAAUGACAGCACACCAUACAGAUUUCAGCUGAACUGAAAGCUGGGUUGUCAGGAACAACACAGAAAGGUCAACAGGAGGCGGGUUGUUUUGAGGUUGACUACCUUAUUUCCCUCUUGUGAAAGGCCACAAACAGUGUCAGGCCUACUCUGCAGCAGCAGAGAAUAUGAAAGAAGUUAAAAACAUAGCAGACAAAUGGGGAAACAUAAGUGGCAUGUAUGCAUGUGUAGAUGUUCUAAUACUCAAUACUACUAACUGAAAGCUUCUUCCUCUGCAGCUUGAAGAGUCGAAAAAGGAAAUGAAACUGAUAAAACCUUGGAUAGUGAGGAAGAGCUGCACAAAAACUAAAAUGCAAAAAAAGUCGCUUUGGAAACCAGGCCGACCACUUCCUAGGAUCUCUGGCCUUUGCAAAGAUGUUGAACCGAACCCUGGCAGUCCCUCCCUGGAUAGUGUACCGCCAUCACACACACCCCUACACCAAUGUCCAUGUUCCUUACAGCGAGUUCUUCGUGCUAGAGGCUUUGUCUGCCUACCACCGUGUGAUCAGCUUGGAGGACUUCAUGGAGAAGCUAGCCCCCAAAUACUGGCCUUCAGGACAGAGGAAAGCCUACUGCUUUGAGACUGCGGCCCAUCGGAGUAAGGACAAGAAGUCCUGCCCCAUGAAGGAUGGGAACCCAUUUGGGCCAUUCUGGGACUAUGCCGGUGUGGACUUUGACAAGUCUGUCUUAUUUGGUGGGAUUUCCUUCAGUGCCUAUCACCAACCUCAGUGGAUGAAGAAGUUUCCUCCCUUUGAGCACCCUGUCCUGGCCAUGCCUGGGGCUCCAGCUCAGUUUCCAGUGAUAGAAGAGCAUGUGGGCCUGCAGCGCUAUAUAGUUUGGUCAGACAAGAUGGUGAAGGAGGGAGAAGAGCACAUUGCCACCUUGCUGACCAGGCCAUAUGUUGGCAUCCAUCUGAGGAUUGGCAUAGACUGGCAAAAUGCCUGCAAACUGCUGAAGAAUGGCGAUGCAGGACCUCAUUUCAUGGCCUCCCCUCAGUGCGUUGGGUAUAACCGUCAAAAAGCCCUGCCCCUCACUAUGACCAUGUGUCUGCCUGACCUAACUGAGAUUCGUAGGGCUGUCAAGCUGUGGGUAAAGAAGACCAACGCCCGUUCUGUCUACAUCGCCACAGACUCUGAAUCGCACAGUCAGGACAUUGAAAAGCUCUUCAAAGGCAAGGUGAAAGUGGUGAGUCUUCAGCCAGACUUUGCCCAGAUGGACUUGUACAUCUUAGGCCAGUCUGACCACUUCAUUGGAAACUGCGUUUCCUCCUUCUCUGCCUUUGUGAAGAGAGAGCGGGACGUCCGCAGCCUUCCCUCCUCCUUCUUCGGUAUGGACAAGCCGGGGAAAUCAAAUGCCAAAGAAGAGCUCUGAGUGUCAGGCGUUCGUCCUCUGAACACUAAUUACAUGUCAUGAGGAGGCGAGAGUGUUCAAAUGUCACACAAUGGUUCACAAUGUGUCCAGUAAGAUUAUAAAUUAAGGCUACACGCAUGUCUACUUUCAGAAUGGGUUAUGUGUGUUAAAACAUGGAGAGUGCUGCUAUCAGGAAAGACUAUUUAAAUAAACGCUAUUAUAAUGCAAAUACAGUUUUUUAGGGAGUAAAAAACUGUUAUAUUAGCAGAUGUUUUUAACAGUGUUCAUCAGUCAGCCACACAUUCAGCCACAUUGUGUUUGUGGUACACAAGUGGAACCUAUACUGCAAUGAGGAGGCAUAAAUGUAUACUGUAAGGACUGUCUGAAAUACCAGUUUUUAGGCUCUGCAUCUAUGGGAUAAUCAACAGAAUGUUCAGGGUUUCAACCAACAGGGAGAGGGUUGGCAGCUGAACAUGGCUUAAGGGUAUAAGCAGAACCCCCUCCCCAUUUUUACAUUUAGUCAGAAAAAAGUUAUUAGACAGCAAGCAUCAAGUGCUCUAAUGUCUUUGUUCCCUCUCAUGUUUGUGCAUCAACCUUUUUUGGUUCCCCAUACUGAAGCCAGUUUUCCUUUCCUGAGGAAAACAUGCCACUUCCCUAACAUUUCCUUUAGGUACUGCCUUCAACAAACUGUAAAAGAGUGAAUGCACACUCAGCAGUGAUGCUCUGCUGCUCUUUCCUUUCCUUCCUCUAUGCCCUCCAUAACAUGGAGAUCACAGUAACUGAGCCUGCUGUAUAUACCAGUUCGAGGGAGGGGAAGAGGAGACAUUACCUCUCAGUUUACCAGGACCAAAAUCUAUAUGUGAACACCUGCACUGAAAGUUGUAAUUUUGUUGAUGUUUAAGGGAAUUUAGAUGUGCAUACAUGUGACGAUGUAUGUUAAGCUGGUAAACGCAAUGAUUUUGAAGUCAAAUGUUUUUCAUGAUGUCUUUUUUUUAAUCAAUUAAGUCAUGUACACUUUUUUCCUGAAGGACCAGCAGCCUGUUUACUUCCCUCUAGAAGCUUAGCUUUGAAUCAGUUUGUCAAAUCAGUGAACAGGCUAAGCAUGUGGGGCCUUUAUAAGUAUUUUUCAUAAUGUGAGCUUGGAUAUUUUUUUAUUCACAGCUGAAUAAAGUUAAUUUUAAGUUGUA
Messenger RNA from Pelmatolapia mariae (spotted tilapia), 5930 nucleotides. RefSeq names its product protein O-fucosyltransferase 1 (gene pofut1). Lineage: Eukaryota; Metazoa; Chordata; Actinopteri; Cichliformes; Cichlidae. The record is from RefSeq and is a predicted model, not a curated record. Gene Ontology annotation, biological process: Notch signaling pathway; regulation of Notch signaling pathway; protein O-linked glycosylation via fucose. Gene Ontology annotation, molecular function: peptide-O-fucosyltransferase activity. The coding region runs from base 3769 to 4764 and encodes 331 amino acids. The transcript is spliced from 10 exons. Gene Ontology annotation, cellular component: endoplasmic reticulum.